CACACUCCCCCUCACCAGUCACCACCCACCGUCUCCAUCACUCUCCUUCUCUCACUCUCUCCACUUUUCUAAUUUCUAGUAGUUACUGCUCCUCACAUAACCAACACAACCGCCUCGCUCUCACCCUCUCGGUCUGCGAUUCACUUUGAUAUAGAAAAGUAGAAGGUGGGACUCGAAAGCAGAACGGCGGGUGAAGGACAUGGGAGACAAGGGCGAGGUUCUGGAGGCGAUAGUGAAGGAGGCAGUGGAUUUGGAAAACAUACCCAUUGAGGAGGUUUUUGAGAACUUGAGGUGUAGUAAAGAGGGUUUAUCCAGCGAUGGAGCCAAAGAGAGAUUGGAAAUUUUUGGGCAAAACAAACUCGAGGAAAAGAAGGAGAGCAAAUUUUUGAAGUUUUUGGGCUUUAUGUGGAACCCUUUAUCGUGGGUCAUGGAAGCAGCUGCUAUCAUGGCUAUUGCUCUUGCUAACGGAGGAGGGAAACCUCCUGAUUGGCAAGAUUUUGUGGGCAUCAUAACCCUUCUUCUCAUCAAUUCCACCAUAAGCUUCAUCGAGGAAAACAAUGCUGGCAAUGCCGCCGCUGCGCUUAUGGCUCGUCUUGCUCCAAAGGCGAAGGUCCUAAGGGAUGGGCGAUGGAGCGAAGAAGAUGCCUCCAUUCUGGUUCCAGGAGACAUAAUCAGCAUUAAACUAGGUGAUAUCAUUCCUGCCGAUGCCCGUCUUCUUGAAGGGGAUCCAUUGAAAAUCGAUCAGUCUGCGCUUACUGGAGAAUCUUUGCCAGUAACUAAAAGCCCUGGAGAUGGCGUUUACUCUGGUUCUACAUGCAAGCAAGGAGAGAUUGAAGCAGUUGUUAUUGCUACCGGUGUUCAUACCUUCUUCGGCAAAGCUGCUCAUCUUGUUGAUACUACUAAUCAAGUUGGUCAUUUUCAAAAGGUAUUGACCGCAAUUGGGAACUUCUGUAUAUGUUCAAUUGCUAUUGGUAUGAUAAUAGAAAUAAUUGUCAUGUAUCCUAUUCAAGAUCGCAAAUAUCGGCCAGGGAUAGACAAUCUUUUGGUGUUACUGAUUGGUGGGAUUCCGAUUGCCAUGCCUACUGUCUUGUCCGUCACAAUGGCAAUUGGAUCUCACCGCCUGUCUCAGCAGGGUGCAAUUACAAAAAGAAUGACUGCAAUUGAAGAAAUGGCCGGGAUGGAUGUGCUCUGCAGUGACAAGACGGGGACAUUGACAUUGAACAAACUGACCGUGGACAAGAAUCUGAUUGAGGUUUUUGCAAGAGGAGUAGAUAAGGAAGCUGUUAUUCUAAUGGCUGCAAGAGCUUCUCGAAUAGAAAAUCAAGAUGCCAUUGACACAGCUGUUGUGAAUAUGCUAGCUGAUCCAAAGGAGGCGAGAGCUGGCAUUCAAGAAGUUCAUUUUCUUCCUUUUAACCCAACUGACAAACGAACGGCACUAACGUAUAUUGACAGUCAUGGAAAAAUGCAUCGAGUUAGUAAAGGUGCACCAGAGCAGAUUCUUAACAUGGCACACAAUAGAUCAGAAAUUGAACGCAGAGUUCAUGCUGUAAUUGACAAGUUUGCUGAACGUGGACUUCGAUCCCUUGCAGUUGCAUAUCAGGAAGUUCCAGACAGCAGAAAAGAAAGUCUCGGAGGCCCUUGGCAAUUCAUAGGUCUUAUGCCUCUGUUUGACCCUCCUAGACAUGAUAGUGCAGAAACUAUCCGAAGGGCACUCAAUCUUGGUGUCAAUGUUAAAAUGAUCACAGGGGAUCAACUUGCAAUUGCUAAAGAGACAGGGCGCCGCCUAGGAAUGGGAACAAACAUGUACCCAUCUUCUUCAUUGCUUGGCCAAAACAAAGAUGAGUCAAUUGCUGCUUUGCCUAUUGAUGAGCUGAUUGAGAAGGCUGAUGGCUUUGCUGGUGUCUUUCCGGAGCAUAAAUAUGAGAUUGUGAAACGCUUGCAAGCAAGAAAACAUAUUUGUGGAAUGACUGGUGAUGGUGUGAAUGAUGCUCCUGCACUGAAGAAGGCAGAUAUUGGCAUUGCUGUUGCUGAUGCAACUGAUGCUGCACGUAGUGCUUCUGACAUUGUCUUAACAGAACCUGGUUUAAGUGUCAUCAUUAGUGCUGUACUGACAAGCCGUGCAAUUUUUCAGAGAAUGAAAAAUUAUACAAUUUAUGCAGUUUCCAUUACCAUUCGUAUAGUGCUUGGUUUCAUGUUGCUGGCACUUAUAUGGAAAUUUGACUUCCCUCCAUUUAUGGUUUUGAUCAUUGCCAUCCUGAAUGAUGGUACAAUUAUGACAAUAUCUAAGGACAGGGUGAAGCCAUCUCCUCUUCCAGACAGCUGGAAGCUGGCUGAGAUUUUUGCCACUGGCAUUAUCCUUGGUGGUUAUCUGGCUAUGAUGACAGUGAUUUUCUUCUGGGCAGCUUAUAAGACUGAUUUUUUUCCGCGAAUUUUUCAUGUUUCAAGUCUACAAGACACUGCUCGAGAUGAUUUUAGAAAGCUUGCAUCAGCAAUUUAUCUGCAAGUCAGUACAAUCAGUCAGGCGCUUAUAUUUGUUACACGAUCUAGGAGUUGGUCCUUUGUUGAGCGCCCUGGUCUGUUGCUUGUUAGUGCUUUUGUUAUUGCUCAGCUGGUUGCUACUUUGAUUGCAGUAUAUGCAAACUGGAGUUUUGCAGCCAUUGAAGGGAUUGGAUGGGGGUGGGCUGGUGUUGUUUGGCUGUAUAACAUCAUCUUCUACAUCCCACUUGAUUUUAUCAAGUUUAUUAUCCGUUAUGCUUUGAGUGGGAGGGCUUGGGAUCUUAUGCUUGAGCAGAGGAUUGCUUUCACAAGGCAGAAAGAUUUUGGAAAGGAGGCACGAGAACUCAAAUGGGCACAUGCUCAGAGAACUCUGCAUGGAUUGCAUCCUCCAGACACCAAAAUGUUCAGUGAGAGGACUGGUGCUGAGCUCAAUCAGAUGGCUGAAGAAGCAAGACGUCGUGCUGAAAUUGCAAGGUUAAGAGAAUUGCACACUCUGAAGGGGCAUGUGGAGUCGGUCGUUAGAUUAAAGGGCCUCGACAUUGGCACAAUUCAGCAGGCUUAUACCGUUUGACAAUCCUUUGUGCAGAUCUCAGCCAUAUCGCUUGGCUUGUAAUUCUUCAAAAAUGUGGACAUAUAUAAAUAUGUGUUUCAUACUGUUAUGUUGUAUCUAGAGGCAUUCACAUCAAUGUUUUCCACUGCGCUAGCUUGAGGGUGAACCUUUUCCUUUUCUGUUCU
Molecule: messenger RNA, 3231 nt
Organism: Nymphaea colorata (pocket water lily)
Lineage: Eukaryota; Viridiplantae; Streptophyta; Magnoliopsida; Nymphaeales; Nymphaeaceae
Product: ATPase 11, plasma membrane-type-like
Exons: 22
Coding region: 200-3067 (955 amino acids)
Biological process (GO): regulation of intracellular pH; proton export across plasma membrane
Cellular component (GO): plasma membrane
Molecular function (GO): ATP binding; P-type proton-exporting transporter activity; ATP hydrolysis activity
Source: RefSeq, a predicted model, not a curated record